Messenger RNA from Yamadazyma tenuis ATCC 10573, 973 nucleotides. NCBI's taxonomy places the organism in Eukaryota, Fungi, Ascomycota, Pichiomycetes, Serinales, Debaryomycetaceae. The record is from RefSeq and is a predicted model, not a curated record.
UGCGGACGAUUGAAUGUCGGAGAGGUGAUGUCGCAAGUGCUUGGAAAUUCGUAAGACGGUGGAAUAUGCGUGUCCAAGACGAAACAUUUAAAGCACAUGGAUGUCUCGUGAUCACCUAUCUGCUCUGUCCUAGUACCGCGCAAGAAUAAUGCCGUACCGAACAUGCAGGCGCUAAAUUGCGUCCAAAAAGCCCGACAACGCCAAUAACUGUGUACCAUCCGGCAUCAUCACGUCAUUCCGUAUGUAGCAGCAUCUGGGCAACUAAUUGAUCACUAGAGGGGGUGCCUGCCUCACUGGUAGAUAUUCAUGAGUCCUUUCGCAGGAGGCGGAAUUCAAGUGUUUUCCAACCAAAACCGGUUCGGCUUUGAGAGGUGCUAUUUUACUUUUUCUUACACCGCCGACGCAGUCCACCCACAAAAGGGGCUGCGCUACUACCAGGGAGGUAACCACCCUCCACCAAGUGAUCCUGGACCGGGACUUGCAAAUAACUCUAGGGUCAACACACUAAGCCAUUAUCUCUGACCCUUGUUGAUUUCCUUAAAGGCCCACCCCUGGAACUGGGGUGAUUGAAGUAGCCCGGCUAAAUACAAUAGGUGAAAUGAAGAGAACAUGUGAGUAAAACCAGGAUGCAAUAUCAGGUUACAAAUCGGGAAAUAAUAGGGGCCAUGCAAAUUACGUAUUUUUGGAUAAUAUUUUACUACUUGAGGAAAAAUAUCAAGUUCCUACCCAAACCUCCCAUACUUGAAGCCCUUCGGCCACAAACGCAAUAUUGGGGCAGAUGAAUGUCGAUAUCAAAUCUUAAGUUGACAAUGAAAUGAAAGCGUCUUAUCCCUCCAGGCAGCAACCUUCAUGAAUUUCGUCCACUUCGCACGCACCAACCGCUGUGCAGAUGUGCCGAUGAGUGGAGCCACCACUGCGGAAGGGCGAGCAUUUACACCCAGAGUAAAUAUGAUGUAGAUACAGGUUUAAAGGU